AUGAUUAGUUUAAAGCAUAUUUUAAUAUUUUUAUCAAGUUGGUGGUUUCUAGAAAAAAUCAUCACACUUGACGUAAAGCUAUGCUCUUGUAUGUAUGAAGAGUACCCAGACCAUGAUUUGGACAUGACUCCACCGGAUUCUCUGGACCGAGAGGAGGACUUCCACGACGAUAUCCCCUACUACAACGAGUGGAACGAGAAAAUGGCCGACUUCCACCCAAAAUCGCUACUUUCAGUUUUAAUCUCGCCCAAAUCGAGCGAAGUGUUUUAUGAAACGGUUGUUAAGCAGCCGACAACAAUCAAGGGCAUGUUCUUCACGACUUCCAAAGAUGAUUAUUUAAGUGUUCAAGUUGUAGUUAGAUCUCCAAUCAACCAAGUUUUGUAUACUAAUGAUUCCCCUGAAGGUUUGUUUUCAGUGGAUGCGAACAUGGUUGGAGACUAUCAAAUAUCGCUCACAAACACCCACUGGAUGACUCCAGUGGCAGUGACCUUCGCUACCGGCACAGACGAUCACUCGAUUUUGAAGACUGAACAUGUGGAAAACACCUUUAAUAGGAUUAAAAAACUAGAAGAGCACAUUGAUAACAUUUACUCUCAGUUUAGGUACUUUUGGACUCACAAUAACAGGCAAAUGAACGCCACCAAAAAGGCCCAGGGCCGUUUACUGCUCUACGCUCUUCUUCAAUUCACUGUAAUUCUCGUCUGUUCACUCAUAAGCAUUUGGUACGUGAAGAAGACCGUCUCCAAUAAAAGGAUUCUAUAG
Molecule: messenger RNA, 762 nt
Organism: Theileria annulata
Lineage: Eukaryota; Apicomplexa; Aconoidasida; Piroplasmida; Theileriidae
Product: P24 family protein, putative
Exons: 3
Coding region: 1-762 (253 amino acids)
Biological process (GO): Golgi organization; intracellular protein transport; endoplasmic reticulum to Golgi vesicle-mediated transport
Cellular component (GO): Golgi apparatus; COPII-coated ER to Golgi transport vesicle; endoplasmic reticulum
Source: RefSeq, a predicted model, not a curated record